AUGGCUACUUCCUUGAAGCAGGCUGUCGAUAAGAACUUGGAAUGUCCUGUCUGUCUGAGCUUCUUCAAGGACCCCAAGAUCCUGACCUGCUCCCAUACCUUUUGCAAGGACUGUCUUGAGACUCUUCUAGAGUCUCAUCGGAAGCUGUUGUGUCCUACGUGCAGGGAGGAGACUUCGGUUCCUGGCGGAGACGUGGGUAGACUGCAGUCAAACAUAACAGUCAGAUCACUUGUUGAAGAUGUGGAGACCCAGGGCCAAUCCAACUAUAAUCAAGAAGACAAAUGUAAAAAACAUCCGAACCAAGAUGAAGACUGUUUUUGUCUUAACUGUAAAAAGUAUGUCUGCUGCAAGUGUGCCAUAUCAGAGCAUGUAAAGAAUGCUCACACUAUCCUGGAAGCAUGCGAACAUGAAAAGAAUAACAUCGAGAAACUUGCAUCUAAAGCGAAUGCAAAGAUACGCAACGUUGAAAAGUAUGUUACAUUCGUUGCAGACAAGCGUAAAAGGGUGCAUAACGUACACGAACAACUCAAUGAUGAAAUAGAUGAUACGUAUAAGGAAUCGGUUCAGAAGUUAAAGAAAAUAAGGACGGUGUUGAAAAAUGAAGUCGGGCAAAAGCUAGGUCAACUUGAGACUUCAUUGGGAGACAUGGAGGAGUCAGGUCGUAAACAGCUAGACCAGAUUAAGACAGCUCGGGACUUGGUUAAGAAUGGUCUUCAUAUUCCUCUCCAGACAGAGGCUUUGACCUCACAUAAAGCGAAGUGUCAAACGCUGGAAGAGCUUCUAAGCCAGAUUGGGCCAGAUGUGGAGCUGCCCAGAAGAACUGCUGAGGAAGGUGAAAGAAUCGGGUUCAGGAGUCUGGGAUCGGAUGGACUCCAGUUGGGCCAGCUAAGACAAAAGGAGUCCAAAUUGAUGUACAGGGAAGCUCCGCUGCCUGCUGGAAAUACCAUGGACGGAAUGGCAAUAUCACCAAAUAAUGAGAUGGCCGUUGGUUGUAAAACGGGAGGAAUAGUCUUGUAUUCUUCUGAGGGCAUCAUACAAAAUACCGUUCUGAAAUCUGUUCAAGUUAAUGCACUACACUUCAUGCCUGAUGGUGGAUACGUCAUACGCGACUCUAAUAACAAAAUUGUCUUGCACACCGAGCUUCGUGAAAAGCUUGAUGUAACGUUUGAGACAAUUGAUGUUGCGAAAGGUGGAUGGCUUGGUGGUCUCACUGUAGACAAGGAUGGGCUGAUCUUCAUAGCUUACAAUACAUGCAAGAAAAUACAGGUAUUUAAGCCAGAAGGUGGGAAGGCAAUUAGAGAGAUAAAGUGUAACGGAUUUAAACCAUGGCAAAUGUUUGCGAUGAAAUCAAGUCAAGCGAUUGUCGUUCAGAAUGGUUCGAAUGGGGUACAAGUGAUCAACGAUGUGUCUGGUGCUAUCAUUCAUAGCCUCAGCAAGGAUGGUGAAUGCCCUUACCCUGCUGCGUAUCAGGAUAAUUCAGUUAUCAUUGCAUGGGUUAAGCACAAGCAAAGUCUGCUGAGCAUCGUUCAGUACACAAAAGAGCUCAAAUUCAUCAAAAUCAUUCUCACUGACUUCGAGAUAAUCAAACCCAAUCGAGCAUGGUACUAUUUGCAAGUAUUCAAGACGGGAGAGAUUGCCUUCUGCACUCAUGAUAGGCUUUACAUCUUUCAUGAGACAUGGGAGUAAAUUUCAGUUUUGCAUUUGAAACUUGAUGUUUCAUCGAAUAUCGGAACUUUAAAACUCCAGGAUGCAAUCCAAUUUCAGUAUUCCUGCUUUGUA
Molecule: messenger RNA, 1779 nt
Organism: Strongylocentrotus purpuratus (purple sea urchin)
Lineage: Eukaryota; Metazoa; Echinodermata; Echinoidea; Camarodonta; Strongylocentrotidae
Product: tripartite motif-containing protein 3-like
Exons: 2
Coding region: 1-1686 (561 amino acids)
Biological process (GO): positive regulation of DNA-templated transcription
Cellular component (GO): chromatin; nucleoplasm
Molecular function (GO): ubiquitin-protein transferase activity; zinc ion binding
Source: RefSeq, a predicted model, not a curated record